Molecule: messenger RNA, 480 nt
Organism: Triticum dicoccoides
Lineage: Eukaryota; Viridiplantae; Streptophyta; Magnoliopsida; Poales; Poaceae
Exons: 2
Coding region: 83-391 (102 amino acids)
Source: RefSeq, a predicted model, not a curated record
GCACACCGACGUUAGAGGCUGGAUCGAGCCCAUCCCCCACUCGCCCCGCUCCUCCCCAAUCCCCUCCGUCCGCCACGCCUUCAUGCCGUCGCCCCCAUCAUGCCGAGCCACAGCACCAUCAGCGACGACGCCGCCUCACUCCGCCUUGACCCCCUCCGUCUGCGGCGCCUUCACGCUGUCGUCCCAUCACACCGAGCCGCAGCACCUCCCCGAUGUCACCCGCCCUGAGCCGCAAGACUUGCCCGGGCGCCUACUCCUCCACCGCUUGUCCGACGAGGCAGGGGCCAGGCGGAGAUGGCGGCCAGCGCCUACUCCUCCACCGCCCCAGAAGCGAAAAGGGCUCACACGGGACGAGGUGGAGAAGCGGCGGCACGUGGUGGCGCAGAAUUGAGUGCGUAUGAACAAUGCAACGGAGGUCAUGUUAACUCCUACAGCCUGAUAUGUUCUUUCGUCUCCUGGUGAUUACUUCAAAUGGUUGUG